Molecule: messenger RNA, 674 nt
Organism: Polypterus senegalus (gray bichir)
Lineage: Eukaryota; Metazoa; Chordata; Cladistia; Polypteriformes; Polypteridae
Product: histone H1-like
Exons: 1
Coding region: 17-622 (201 amino acids)
Biological process (GO): nucleosome assembly
Cellular component (GO): nucleosome
Molecular function (GO): structural constituent of chromatin; DNA binding
Source: RefSeq, a predicted model, not a curated record
UCGAAGUGUGAGAGAAAUGGCAGAAACUGCUCCAGAAGCUCCCGCCGCUCCUCCGGCAAAGUCACCUAAGAAGAAAGUGACAUCGAAGCCUAAGAAGAAAACCGGCCCUAGCGUAUCUGAUUUGAUCGUUAAGGCAGUGUCGGCUUCAAAGGAGCGCCAUGGGCUCUCUUUAGCUGCGCUCAAGAAAGCUCUUACGGCUGGCGGCUAUGAUGUGGAGAAGAACAACGCUCGCGUUAAACUGUCCGUGAAAAGCCUUGUGAACAAAGGUUCUCUUGUGCAGACCAAAGGUACCGGUGCCUCCGGAUCCUUUAAAAUCAACAAGAAGCAGGCAGAGGCCAAGGAGAAAACUACAAAGAAAAAGGCGGCCCCGAAGAAGAAGCCAGCGGCGAAAAAGCCCGCAGCUGCUAAGAAAGUGAAGAAGCCGGCAGGUAAGAAACCUGCAGCAGCCAAGAAGACCGCAAAGAAGUCUACCGCAGCCAAGAAACCCGCCAAGAGUCCCAAGAAAGCGAAGCCGGCUGCAAAGCCUAAAAAGGUAGCAAAGAGUCCGAAGAAGCCCAAGGCAGCCAAGCCUAAAGCGGCCAAAUCGAAGACUGUUAAGAAGGCGGCGCCGAAAAAGAAGUAAUUCGUUUACAUGACUAGAACUUUGUACAAAAACGGCUCUUUUCAGAGCCACC